Acanthoscelides obtectus is the source of this 717-nucleotide messenger RNA. NCBI's taxonomy places the organism in Eukaryota, Metazoa, Arthropoda, Insecta, Coleoptera, Chrysomelidae. The record is from the annotation of a GenBank genome assembly.
AUGUCUAAACGUACGAGACCUUUGUCUCAAAGUGAGCUACUCAAAAUAGCUGACAAUUUUGGGAAAUUCUCCGACGAAGAUGAUUCGGAUCCAUUUGAAGCUUCUGAGAGUGAUUAUGUUUGUAGUUCAGAGUCAGACUCGAGCUCAACAUCGGAUUCAGAAUCUAUAAGAAUCAUACAACAGUAUGUAUCAAGGAAAAAAGUAAAAUUAAAUCCAAACCCAAGCACUGUCCAACCGAAUAUUGAUCCUGAAGCGGAGAUAGGUGAAGAACCUUGCGAAGUAUCCGAAGCAAACGUAGACCCAGCAUAUAAUUUAGAUCCAGAAGAGAACACAGAUCUGGAUUUAAAUGACAGAAAUCCACAACGGAACUUAAACAUGCCUUCCUUAUCGAAUUGGGGCCAAUUAGCAGGUAACUAUAAAAAAAUACCAGAUUUUACGAUCGAGUCAGGAAUAAAAUCGGAAGUAGCUGCAUUACUGGCACAUGGUAAACCGGGAGAUUUCUUUGACGCCGUCGUCGACAACAGAGUUAUCAGCAUGAUUUGUGAUCAAACAAAUCUGUACGCAUCACAGACUCUUAUGCGUACAGAUGCAAAACCAAGCUCUCGCUUGCAUGAGUGGAUUCCCACAACAAAUACUGAAAUCAGAAAAAUUUUGGGAUUAGUUGCAUGGAUGGGUUUGGUACAAAUGCCAAAAAUUUGCCGACUACUGGAGCAAUGA